AUGCCACCGAGCACUGUGUUGUUGAUACUCUUCGGAGUAUUUGCACUCUUCCAGUCGGGAUUGGCCAAGGAGGAAGCCGCCGUUGAUCGGGAUGCUGGUCUCAACACCGUGCAAAUCAUUCAAGCUCGAGGAUACGCCGUCGAGACGCACAAGGUCACAACUGCAGACCGGUAUGUGCUCACGAUGCACCGCAUCCCCAAAAGCUACACUGAAACCCGAACGGGCUCUCCUGCAGCAGCGAACAAACCGGUUGUCUACAUGCAACACGGUCUGCUAGACAGUUUGUAUACGUGGGUCUUGAACUUCCGUAACCAGAGCUUAGCGUUCAUCCUCGCUGAUCUCGGCUACGACGUCUGGCUGGGUAACAACCGAGGUAACACGUGGUCGAAGCAGCAUUUGGACUACACUGUUUACAACAAGGAGUUCAGGGAAUUCACUUGGGAGGAUAUGGGUACCUACGAUCUACCAGCUAUGAUCAACUACGCUCUAAGCGUAUCGGGACGACCGACACUGAGCUACAUUGGCCAUUCAUUAGGGACUACACAAGCGUUCGUCGGGUUUUCCAAAAACCAGGAGCUCGCCAAGGUAGUGUCCUACUUCGGAGCAUUGGCACCCGUCGCGUGGACGGGAGCUGCUACAUCUCCAAACCUUGUUACGUUGGCUAAGACGUACGUGGAUUCAUGGUUUCAAGUCUUCGGCGUGAACGAGUUCAGUCCCAACAACCCUGUUCUUCAAAAUGUACUGGACAAAUAUGCCGGUGCUUGGGCUGGCGUCGUGUGUGACGGCUUCAUCGACUUGAUCGGUGGGCCCACCAACAAUAUCAGCGCCUCGCGCGUACAUGUGUAUGUGACGCAAACGCCUGCGGGUAGCUCUGUAAAGAACAUGGCUCACUAUGCUCAAGGUAUUCGCGACAAUACCUUCGCUGCGUUUGACUACGGAUGCAGCUGUGUUCGGCUUUUGGGUAUUGGUUUGUGCUCGACUCUAAUCUGCGCGAACAAAGCCAAAUACGGCAGCUUCGACCCGCCCGCAUAUCCUCUUGAAAAGAUGGUGUAUCCCCGCACAGGGUUUUACAAUGGUGCUCAGGAUACUCUGGCUGUAAAGACUGACCUCGACAAGCUGCGUACUCGAUUACCCGACGACACUAUCGUGUACGAUAACACCAUCGACUUCGGUCAUAUCGCUUUUACUACGUGA
Molecule: messenger RNA, 1194 nt
Organism: Phytophthora infestans T30-4
Lineage: Eukaryota; Oomycota; Peronosporomycetes; Peronosporales; Peronosporaceae
Product: lipase, putative
Exons: 1
Coding region: 1-1194 (397 amino acids)
Biological process (GO): lipid metabolic process
Molecular function (GO): hydrolase activity, acting on ester bonds
Source: RefSeq, a predicted model, not a curated record